GCAAAAACCACUCCUCAAAAUUCAACUCCAACAUUUACACCAAAUUUGCAUUCUCUUUUUAUUUUUGAGCUAACUGGCAGCAAAGGCAAGAUUAUGAAGAAGAACAUGGGAAGAACACAGAAGCAAUAUUUGCAUUUGCAUAAUCUGCUGCCAUUUUUGCUUCUCCUCAUUCUCCUCUCUCUCUCUUCUCCGACCCAGAGCUCGAGUCUCGGACUCCAUAGUCAACCUCAGUCCUCGUCGAAAAAACUACACUUCGUGCUCGUCCAUGGCGCCUGUCUCGGCGCCUGGUCGUGGUACAAGGUCACCACAUACCUGCAAUUGGCUGGCCACAAUGUGACUGCCCUUGACAUGGCUGGCGCCGGAAUCAACCCGACGCAGCCCAAGUCGCUGUCUUCGCUCACCGAUUACUAUGAGCCAUUGUUGAGGUUCAUGGACGCGCUGCCCUCUGAUGAGAAGGUCGUCCUGGUCGGGCACAGUCUCGGCGGGCUUGGAAUCUCAAUGGCCAUGGAGGAGUUCCCCGAGAAGAUCUCUGUUGCCAUUUUUGUCACUGCAGCCAUGCCUGGUCCAAUCUCCAAUUUAGAGGAAAAGAAGAAGAUACUUGAAAUGUAUGGCACUUUCAACAAAAAGGAUGAAGAACGAUCCAAAGUUUCUGAUGCAAAACUUUUUAUUUUCACCGAAGAACAAUUAGCAACCAAACUUUUCCCGCUCUCCCCGCCUGAGGAUUUGAGAUUAGCGACUACUCUAGUGAGGCCGCAGCCAAUGUUCGAUCUGAUAAAAUCGAUGGAGGAGCUGGAUCUGACCCGAGACCAUUACGGGUCGGUCAAACGGGCCUUCAUCAUAUCCGAGGACGACGAGAUGGCCCUCGAGAUCAUGGUGUGGGCCAUGCUCGUCUUGAACAAGCCGGAUCGUGUGGCUGAGAUCAAAGGAUCAGAUCACAUGGUGAUGGCUUCUAAGCCGCUUGAUCUUGCCCAACAACUCUCCACCAUCGCUCUAGAAUUUGCUUCUUCCACUUCUAUCUAACAAAAUCCCAUUAAUCCUUUUGGCUUU
Momordica charantia (bitter melon) is the source of this 1047-nucleotide messenger RNA. Its product is annotated as methyl jasmonate esterase 1. The record is from RefSeq and is a predicted model, not a curated record. Gene Ontology annotation, molecular function: methyl jasmonate esterase activity; methyl indole-3-acetate esterase activity; methyl salicylate esterase activity. Gene Ontology annotation, biological process: salicylic acid metabolic process; jasmonic acid metabolic process. NCBI's taxonomy places the organism in Eukaryota, Viridiplantae, Streptophyta, Magnoliopsida, Cucurbitales, Cucurbitaceae.